AUGGAUGGGUUGAGUACAAUUGGAAGCAUCAUCGCCAUAGCGCAAGCCAUUGGAGCAAUUCCCAGCAUCAUCAAAACUCUCGAUAGAUUUGUCCACACCAAACGCGAACUUGCCGGUUUACUCAAUGAACUUUACACGUUACAACUCCUACGGCUCGCAGUCGAGGAUACUGGGAAGCUGUUUUCGGCUGCGGACAACCCUGGAGAACUUGCCAUUCCAGAGCCACCGUUGUUAAGCCGUGCGAGGACAAGUCUAGACAAGAUCAUUACCGAGCUCAGAUUGCUGGCUGAUCGUUUGGAGAGACAGUCGACUCUGCACCGAUUGAAGUUUAUUCUUUGUUCCAGGAAAAUUGCCCAGUUGCAAGCAGACGCCAGAGCCAUUCGAGAAAAUUUACAUCUGGCAUUGAGUCAAAUGGCAUUACUCUCACAACAUGCACACGGGAAGAUGUUAUUAGAGGUUCACUCGAUAAUAUCUAACAAAGACGUCCAGUCCCAUCAAGCUCUUCCUCCCCAGAGUUCAUUGAUUCCCUCAAUCGUGGAGUCUGAAACCGGUCACACUGCAGGGAUGAUAUCAGACCAACCUCCAGCCCUCUUUCAGUCAGAUUCUGUACCAAACGAAAGGUCAGAAGCCCCUGCUCAUCACACAGAAGCGAGACCGAGUCGCGAUUUUGUGCGCAUUGAGACGUCCUUGAGACUUGAGCGGAAAUGCAAUGUUUCCUGCCACUGUCAGUGCCACUUCAAUCGCAUGCAGCUUCGCAGUCCUCGCUGGUUAAGCUGCGCGCUUGGGAAUUUCUUCCUGAGCUACGACUGUCUUCCGGUUCCAGGACGCUGGAAAUGCGACCAGGCGCAGUGCAGCCGUUCGAGUUCAAGCCUUCAUGUCAGCUAUCACCUCCCUCGUUGGCUGAUAGAUCGCGCUCUUAGUCUCACGGCCUCUUUUGAUGGCCUCACCGGUGGAGGCGCCACCAUUCACUUCACCGUCCCUCGCAUUCUCGGUAUGCGAAACAUAUUAUGGAAAUAUAUCAGCAUGGACGAUGUAGUAUGUGUGGAGAAGCUUCUGCGGGAAACCCGUCAUCGCCCAACAGAUAUGAAUGAGUAUGGCCAUUCACUAUUACAAUACGCCAUUCUUCAACGCGCUUCUCGGGUAUUUGAGCUCAUGAACCAAACCUGGCAGCUUCACAGGUUCCCCAACAGACGAGACAGAAAUUCGAUGCUACUCAUACGAGAAUUGGUUAUGACCUCACCUAAAAGGCAGACUGACCCCUUCAUCCUUGCCAUUAACAGGUUGAUUGAUUGCGACGAAGAUGAGGUAGCGAUGCAGAGCCCAGUCCAUAAGGCAGUGAGGGCUGAUGCCGAUGUUCUUGAAAUCAUCAAUGAAGAGCGGAAUUUCCUCGCCACUACCGAUGAUUUCCAUUGGACGCCAUUGCAUCUGGCAUGCGCAUUCGGUCACAGUCGAGCUGUACAGACACUAAUAGAUGCUGGAUCGCCGCUUGACCUACAAGAUUACAGAGAGAGGACGCCACUGGUUGUCUCGGUGCAUUAUGGUCAAUACGGCUCUGCUCUAUGCCUCGUCAAAAAUGGCUGCAACAUUCUCGCCGUCGAUGAGAAUGGCGACAAUGCUUGCGCACAUAUAUUGCGACAGGAUUUAUCCGAAGCCUCAAUCUCUGUUCUUGCCGAAUGCCUCAGACGAGAACCCGGCCUCGCGAAGGUUAGAGGGUGGCACCAACGACAGCUACUGCACUUCCUGGCACAGCAUCAGACAGUAGCGGGACCAUUCACAGAGCAGUGCUUGAGAAUGCUGCUUAUUGCCGGCGCUGAUCCUGACAGCCUCGAUGCUUUUGGCGCGACUCCUCUCAUACUUGCCGUUGAGAAAAACAACGUCACGGUUGUACGCCUCUUGUUAGAAGCCGGUGCCAGGCUCGAGACCAGCGAUCAUGGCUACGGCCGCCGCAUUCUGCACUUUGUGGCGCUCUAUGGCAACUUGAAGCUGAUCAACUUCUUCCGAACCGUGACGGCCGCAGGCCAGAGUAUGACGCAUGACACCGAGGAUCUUGAUGGCAACACACCGAUCAACAGCUGGAAGUGGAGGACACAGUCAAAUGGACGGCUUUGGCCCGGAAUGCGCCGUCCUACCUUGGAGGAAACGGACGCGUUCGAGGGUCUCAUCCAAGACAUCAGGAACCGUGCCGUACCUCGUUGA
Messenger RNA from Cladophialophora immunda, 2196 nucleotides. RefSeq lists its product as uncharacterized. The transcript is spliced from 5 exons. The coding region runs from base 1 to 2196 and encodes 731 amino acids. The record is from RefSeq and is a predicted model, not a curated record. Lineage: Eukaryota; Fungi; Ascomycota; Eurotiomycetes; Chaetothyriales; Herpotrichiellaceae. Gene Ontology annotation, molecular function: protein binding.